AUGUCUUCAGUCUAUACAAAAAUUGCCGACCUUGAUUUAACACGAGAGGAAAAAAAAUCACUACGCAUCCUCUUCACUAAUAAGCCUCUUAUAAGAACCGAAGCAGAGAAAAUUAUUCCUACCUGUAAGGACAAUGAAGAGAUACUUGAUUAUUUGAAAGAACUCCUAAAGCCAGAAUCUGUUGUCACCGUCCAGCAAUCGUUACCUUCUCAAGAUAUUGAAGUUGUCGCAGAUUCAAUAGUUAACGAACCACCAAUUUCAUCUGAAUUUUCUCCGUCACAAACAGUCCAGCAAUCGUUAUCUUCUCAAAAUGUUGAAGUUUCCACGGAUCCAGUAGUUAACGAACCAUUAAUUAAAAGAAUUCGGAACGAUACGCACUUACCCGAAAACGCCUCUCAACUCCUUCGCUAUUAUGAGCUUUGGAACAAACCUUACGAUGAUUGGCCGAGUCUCCGCGAAUUUUCGGAGUAUUUACGUGAUGUUAAAAAAGCUUGCGUUCAUAAUUCAUUCAAAAUGGAGAUCAGGGCUUUACAGAAAUUAUUUAAAAGUGACCAUCCCGCUCAGCUGAGGCUCAUACAUUUGGAAGGACAAUUGAAGAAUCAGCAGAAAUCACGGAAAAUCCGUAGAGGAAAUGCUACAAAAGUUUCAACUAAACAGAAACUAACAGAAAAAAGAUUGGAAAUAGCGAAGAGCUCGGUAAUUACAAAUGGGUACCAUCGCAUCAACGAUCAUUACAAUCAUUAUCACGACGCAAGUGCAAAAUUAUUGAAACGAGAUCUUUUAGUGGAUGACGAGAGAACUGAUAUAAAAAAAAUGAAAAAAAGUGUCGAAGCUCAAUAG
Molecule: messenger RNA, 840 nt
Organism: Diversispora eburnea
Lineage: Eukaryota; Fungi; Glomeromycota; Glomeromycetes; Diversisporales; Diversisporaceae
Source: the annotation of a GenBank genome assembly